This is a messenger RNA of Kalmanozyma brasiliensis GHG001, 1017 nucleotides long. RefSeq names its product START domain protein. The transcript has a single exon. Lineage: Eukaryota; Fungi; Basidiomycota; Ustilaginomycetes; Ustilaginales. The record is from RefSeq and is a predicted model, not a curated record. Bases 1 to 1017 code for a protein of 338 amino acids. Gene Ontology annotation, molecular function: lipid binding.
AUGACGUUCGACCUGCCCACCCCCCAGGGCCGCACCAACUACUCCGAGAUCCCCUCCGAGUACGCCUCUGCGCUCGAGAAGGCCAAAGCCCUCUUCGCCGAGCACACCGACCCCUCCAAGGAUUCCGAGUGGGAGGACGCUGGCAACCGCGAGGAAGUGCAGCUCUCCAAGAAGACCAACCCGGAAAACGCCUACGACGUGCCCAUCGUCAAGGGCUCCACCAUUGUCGAGAAUGCCACCCCCUCGCAGGUCCUCGCCGUGAUCCAGCAGCCCGGCAUGCGCAAGAAGUGGGAUCCUCGUUUCGACAACGCGACCCAGCUCGACCGCUACGGCCCUCAAAAAUACGCCUUCUACACGUGGAUGAAGUCGCCCUCGUACUUUGUGUGGGCGCGCGACAUUGUUGGUGUCCAGGAAAACGUCAUUUCGGACGGCGGUUCCAAGAUCCAGGUGUACCAGACGAGUGUGGAGGCGGACCAGUUUAUCGAUGAGGCUGGAUCGUACAGCAAGUCUCGAACGCGCGCGACGCUCGAGGUGUCCGCCUGGGACCUCGUCAAGGACGGUGACAACACCAAGGUGACCUAUGUGGUUAAGAUCCACCUCAACGGCAGUCUGCCUACGAGCGUCGUGUCGAUGGUGGCCACCGAGACGCCCAUGUGCGUCGGCCGCGUUCGUGACACGUACUACUCCAACGGUCACCUCCCCUACGACGCCGCCUGGGAGGACGGCAAGGCCAGCGACAAGGACAGCAUUCUCCGCUACUCCGAGUACGAGGAUGGCGACGGAUCCGAGGCUAGCUCGGGCAAGAAGCAGUGGUCCAUCUGGUACCAGGCCGUCGGUGAGGACACCAUCAAGAUUCGCUUCGACAACCAGAAGCUCUACACCAGCCUCAAUGUCGCUGUCGAGGGCGAGGCGGCGAGCGAUGUCACCGCGGAUGUCGACCAGGACGCUGGUCUGGUCACCGUCAAGGUCGCCGACGGCGCCAAGGGCAAGGGCUUCUCGCUCGUCUUCACUCCUUGA